Messenger RNA from Entelurus aequoreus (snake pipefish), 4037 nucleotides. RefSeq lists its product as uncharacterized. The coding region runs from base 3 to 2198 and encodes 731 amino acids. The record is from RefSeq and is a predicted model, not a curated record. Gene Ontology annotation, molecular function: nucleic acid binding. The transcript has 2 exons. NCBI's taxonomy places the organism in Eukaryota, Metazoa, Chordata, Actinopteri, Syngnathiformes, Syngnathidae. Gene Ontology annotation, biological process: DNA integration.
GGAUGCGACGAGUUAUAGAUGGCUGGCAGCGCUGUCUACAUUCUCGUUCAAACUUCUCUGGAAAGCAGAAUGGUGAUGCAGACGGCUUGUCUCGCAGACCUCAUGGGGAGUUGGCAGAUGAUCACAAAUCUCAAAAAGGAGAGAGAGAGCGUAUUCUCCAUUUUACCCAAGACCACCUUUCUGAUCCAGACAACAUUGAUGCGGUGGACCAAGAAGUUGUGCAAGCAAUCUGCGAGAGGCAACUCAUCUACAGUGUCAACCCUGAUGACCCCAGUAGUGCAGAUAAUGUCGCCUUAGUUGAAUGUCUUGCCAUCUCCGCUGAUGCUGUACCUGACAGCUAUGGACAAGAGUAUCAGUCUGGAGGGUUGCCAGUUAUCCCCCAUCUAACUGAGACAGAGCUAAUAGACAAACAGAGAGCUGAUCAGUGUAUAAGGCAUGUCAUCACUCAAAUUGAAAACGGUGACAAACCACCCCCCACUUUACGAAGUGAACUCCCUGACCUCCCACUACUCCUGAGAGAGUUAAACCGCCUUGAGCUAAUAGAUAACAUCCUAUACAGGCGACGCCAAGAAGGUCCCAAGACAACUUACCAGCUUGUACUCCCAGCUGAGCUCCGUGAUACAGUCCUGACCAACUUACAUGAACACAUGGGUCAUAUGGGAGUGGACCGUACAAUGGAUCUUGUAAGGACCAGGUUCUAUUGGCCGAGGAUGGCAGUAGAUGUGGAGAGGAAGGUGAGGACUUGUGGAAGAUGUGUACGGAGGAAGGCACAGCCUGAGAGAGCUGCACCCCUAGUCAACAUUGAAACCACAAGACCUCUUGAGCUCCUUUGCAUGGACUAUCUCUCUCUCGAACCUGACAAAAGUGGAACCAAGGACAUUCUAGUGAUCACGGACCACUUUACCAAAUUUGCGGUUGCUAUUCCAACAUCUAACCAAAAGGCCCGCACAGUUGCAAAGUGUCUGUGGGAAAACUUUAUGGUACAUUACGGAAUGCCAGAGAAAUUACAUAGUGACCAGGGACCAGAUUUUGAAUCUCGGUUGAUAAAAGAGCUCUGUCAAGUUGCUGGCAUACACAAAGUAAGGACAACCCCUUAUCACCCCAGGGGAAACCCUGUUGAGCGAUUUAAUCGCACCUUACUAAACAUGCUAGGCACUCUUCAGAACCAGGAUAAGUCCCGUUGGCGUGACUUCGUCAAACCCCUAGUCCAUGCCUACAAUUGCACCAGAAAUGAUGUGACAGGCUUCACUCCAUACGAGCUAAUGUUUGGGCGCCAGCCUCGCCUGCCGGUUGAUUUGGCGUUCGGAUUGCCGGUGCGUGAGGGUCGACCUACAUCACACUCUGACUAUGUGCAAAAUCUCAAGUCACGGCUUGAAGAAAGCUACAAAAUAGCCAUGGACAAUGCUGCUAAGAUAGCGCACAAGAACAAAACAAGAUUUGACAGGCGUGUAACUGCCUCAGACUUGGAAGUUGGAGACCGAGUAUUAAUCAGAAAUGUCCGCAUCCGUGGGAAACAUAAGAUCUCAGACAAAUGGGAGUCAACUAUCCAUGUAGUUGUGAGCAGAGCAGGUACUCUCCCUGUCUAUACGGUCAAACUCGAGAACAAGGAUGGUCCUCUCAGGACACUGCAUAGAGAUUUACUUCUCCCAUGUGGAUACUUGCCUACAGGGGAAAACAUUGAGCCUGCCCAGCAGUCUGCAAGACGCAGACCAGCAACUCGUGCAAACCCAGCUGUGGAUGCUGAUCAUUCCCUGGAAGAAGAAGAGGAGGAUGAUAAUCUCACUCCAGUCUACUGGUUCAGAGAAUCACCAAACCCUCAGGUCCCCACCAUCCAUGAAAGUCCAGUACCGCCUGAUCCAUCUAUGUCUACCGAGCAAUAUACAAAGCAUGCUAAACCUCCAGGCAUAUGUCCUGUCGAGAAUUUAGUAAAUGCCCACGAUGUUGAUUGCAAUCCUGGAAGUGACAACCCACCUGAUAUGUCCGAUGGUACAUCAGAUAGUCCCCUGGUGCUUAACGAAUCUACCAGGCCUCAGGGUGACACUGAGUACUUACCUACUGAAGAAAUCAUUCCUACUGAACAAGAACUAAACCCAAAUGAAAGUGACUUACCUGAUACUAAAUGUUCCGUCGAAAACAGCAACUUACCUGGAAAUGAAGAACAUGAGGAGAGAGAAAUGGACAAGUUGGAUGAAACGUAAACAGCAACUGAAGAGACAGAAGAACAAACAGGCAUGGAUACCUCUGUCAGGAGAUCAGAGAGAAGUCGUCAGCCUUCAAAGCGUCUUGACUAUGUCGAACUCGGAAAUCCCUUGGUCACAGUGGUGAAAUCAUUCUUCCAUGGGCUUACCACAGUUUUGGCCGAUGCUCUAAGUGAGGCUGAGAACAAUCCCCUUGCCCCAUCCCGUCAAAUGAUAACUGUUUAAGUUAUUGCUAAUAACUAAUUUGUUACCAUGUACAGGGACGUACAUGAGUUCAGGAGGGGAGGGUGUAACCCAGGCUUGAAAACACCAUAUGCCUGGAGUUGAAAUAAUUAAUUUGAGUUAAAAUAAUUCAUUUAGUAACGAUACAUUCAUUUCAGUUAAAUAACUAAGUGUUAAAACAGGUACAAACUAAUCUGCACUUUACGUUAUUCAUUUAUACUUUUAACCUGCUCUACAAGUUGUUAAAAUAGAAAAUACACAAUAUACAUAAAAAUGUUGACACAAACAUGGUGUCUUAACAGAAAUUGCAGAGGUAAAAAUUACCUGUCUCCAUGGUUGUCACCUCUAGAGGGCAAUCGGUGAGCCUGUGAGCCCUUCCGUGUCACUCAUUGUAUGACGCAACUUCCUGUAGUGUGGAAGAAGAGAAACUCCCCUUCCGGUUUUGUCGGUCCAUGCGUGGCAAUGCGAACACACGCGGAGAACCUGCCGAUCAAUCCUUGGCCAUCCACUCGAGCAGUGUGACAUCCGAGUGUAAUAUUCACUGACUGACAUCCUGUGCAGUCAUUUCACUUGAUCAGCGGUGAGUGAAUAACAAUGAUGUGAUGUUUUAUUUGAGCCAUAAGUGUUGGUGAUAUUUAUUUUGUUCAUGUUUACAGCACAUGCUAGGAACACUGUGAUUAUUUUUGUUUUACUGAAGUAAUAGAUUACUGAGUACUUUUGAUUUAGUGAUUGAAGGGGUAAUUUUUAGUGCAUCUCUCACCUGUGCUAGCAAGGGAGAGAUUUAGCACGUUGUAACCUUAUAUACCUCCAAGUUGCUACACAAAAGUCCAUUUUGAGCAUUAAUGUGAACUUUGUGCAAUAAACCUACCUCGUUUAAUUGUGAACUUAAAGGUGCAUUUAAAUAGUAUUUGUAUUUUUGUAUUUGAAGAAACAUUUCACAUAUUUUUGAAUAUUUGAACAAUUGGAAAAAAGAACUAUAAUAAGCGCUUAACUUUUAUUUUGAUAUUUCAUAUUUUGAAAACAAAUACAUUGUAAACCAAAGCAUUUGAGAUACAUGAUUGGUGAUUAAUGACAUGAUUGAGCUAAUUAAUGCUAGUUAAAAGUAUUUAAGCUAAUUCAUGGUUAUUUAAGAACACAGUUGAAACCAGUGUGUGUGAAUAAUACAAGCUAUUGGGUCUUGUCUGAUCUAUUGUUAGGUCAGGUUUUUUGAUUGGGUGAUUCAAAUACCAUCUUAAUUCCCUGGAGCACCUUGUGUGGAGAGGACGACAUCGCCCUUCCAGCCCAGGUGAAUGAGAGGCUCCGCAGUCUCUCCAACUCCAACAUCCAUUCCCGAGAUCCAUCGAUCCGAUUCCCAGUGCAUACUGGGUGGCGAGCUACCUUAGAAUCUGGACACUGUGGUGCAGUGUUGACGUCCCCUCCCCCACGGUCUGUGCGGUAGGACAAUACUUAUAGAGUGCACUGUUAGCUACAGAGAAACGGGCCCCAACGAACUAUUUAAACAAACUUUGGGAACUUUGAAAAAAGGGUUUCUAUUCUGCCGGCUUUUCUUAUUCUUGUUCAUUAUUUUUCAUAUACAGCAGUUGUUGUAAAUUUAUAUGUGCACUUUUCAAUACAUGU